This is a messenger RNA of Anguilla anguilla (European eel), 5567 nucleotides long. Its product is annotated as transcription factor COE1. The coding region runs from base 622 to 2436 and encodes 604 amino acids. Lineage: Eukaryota; Metazoa; Chordata; Actinopteri; Anguilliformes; Anguillidae. The record is from RefSeq and is a predicted model, not a curated record. Gene Ontology annotation, molecular function: DNA-binding transcription factor activity, RNA polymerase II-specific; RNA polymerase II cis-regulatory region sequence-specific DNA binding. The transcript has 17 exons. Gene Ontology annotation, biological process: regulation of transcription by RNA polymerase II.
UAGUCAAAUCGGAUUCCUUAGGGAAGGGACACAAAUCACUCCCAUUUUAACAAGGGGAAUAACGCGGGAUAUACAGCCACAAGGGUCCACCUUUUCUUGAUUUGCCAUUUCUAAUUCAUUUGCUUUUUACACAAAGAUCUUUGGUGGAAAAAAAGACUAAGGAAGAAAAAACUUGUCAGUGAACGAUGACACACGAUCUGGUGCCGUCUGGAAGCUAUACUUGAUCCUAUUGUUUCUUAAACUGACAUCUGAGCUUUUUUUUUUACGAAGUCUCUUAAUACAGAAGGGACGUGGGCUAACCUCAAGUGAGCUUUUCGGCUUUUGCGCUUUUCUGAUAAAUUGACAUUUAAGAAAAAAAAAUCUGGAACGCGAUUUCCUGGCGCAGAAACCUGGAUGCUGAUACGCGUGCUUCUUUGAUACAGUUUUUUUGUUUGUUUGUUUGUUUUUUUUUGUUUGUUUGUUUUUUUUUUAAUUCAAGAAAGGGGAAGUAAAAAAAACAUACACCUGCAUAGAGAGCGCACUUUCGUCCGCACGUGGUGUACCGUUUUACCCAUCAUCUGAAGAAAAGGAUUCGGGAAAUAAAGGAGCAGCUAUCGUGGGAGUCCGAAAUAAUCUGUUUUCAUGUUUGGGAUUCAGGAGAGCAUUCAAAGGAGUGGGAGCAGUAUGAAAGAGGAGCCGCUCGGAUCUGGGAUGAACGCAGUUCGAACGUGGAUGCAAGGAGCCGGAGUGCUGGAUGCAAACACGGCCGCCCAAAGUGGAGUGGGUCUUGCCCGGGCGCACUUCGAGAAGCAACCGCCGUCAAACCUUCGGAAAUCCAACUUCUUCCACUUCGUUUUGGCUCUUUACGACAGGCAAGGCCAGCCGGUGGAAAUCGAAAGGACUUCUUUCCUUGGCUUUGUUGAAAAGGAAAAGGAAACAAAUGGAGAGAAGACGAACAACGGAAUACACUACAGGCUGCAGCUCCUGUACAGCAACGGUAUUCGGACAGAGCAGGACUUCUACGUGCGGCUGAUUGACUCCAUGACCAAACAGGCGAUCAUAUAUGAAGGUCAGGACAAGAACCCUGAGAUGUGUCGAGUGCUGCUGACGCACGAGAUCAUGUGCAGUCGCUGCUGUGACAAGAAGAGCUGUGGUAACCGUAACGAGACGCCGUCCGACCCCGUCAUCAUCGACAGGUUCUUUCUGAAAUUCUUCCUGAAAUGCAACCAGAACUGCCUGAAGAACGCUGGGAACCCCCGAGACAUGCGGCGAUUCCAGGUCGUGGUCUCCACCACGGUGAACGUGGACGGUCACGUCCUGGCCGUGUCGGACAACAUGUUCGUGCACAACAACUCCAAGCACGGCCGGAGGGCCCGCCGGCUCGACCCCUCCGAAGGUACGCCGUCUUACCUGGAGCACGCUGCCCCCUGCAUCAAAGCCAUCAGCCCCAGCGAGGGAUGGACGACAGGGGGCGCCACCGUCAUCAUCAUCGGGGACAACUUCUUUGAUGGGCUGCAGGUCAUCUUCGGCACCAUGCUGGUGUGGAGCGAGCUCAUCACCCCCCACGCAAUCAGAGUGCAGACCCCACCCCGACACAUCCCUGGCGUGGUCGAGGUCACCCUGUCCUACAAGUCCAAGCAGUUCUGCAAAGGAACGCCGGGCCGCUUCAUCUACACAGCGCUGAACGAGCCCACCAUCGACUACGGCUUCCAGAGGCUGCAGAAGGUCAUCCCGCGUCACCCCGGAGACCCCGAGCGCUUACCCAAGGAAGUCAUUUUGAAGAGGGCAGCAGAUCUUGUGGAAGCUCUGUACGGAAUGCCUCAUAACAACCAGGAGAUCAUCUUGAAACGGGCGGCGGAUAUCGCGGAGGCCCUGUACAACGUCCCGCGGAAUCACAACCAGCUGGCGGGUUUGGGGAACACCUCGGUCCACGGGGGCAUGAUGGGGGUCAACUCCUUCUCCGGCCAGCUCGCCGUCAACGUGUCCGAAUCCUCGCAGGCUACGAACCAGGGUUUCAGCCGGAACACGAGCAGCGUCUCCCCGCACGGCUACGUGCCCAGCUCCACGCCGCAGCAGAGCAGCUACAGCUCGGUCAGCACCAGCAUGAACGGCUACGGCGGCGCCGGCGCCAUGUCCAACCUGGGCGGCUCGCCCGGCUUCCUCAACGGGUCCGCCGCCAACUCGCCCUACGCCAUUGUGCCCUCCAGCCCCACGAUGGCGUCCUCCACCAGCCUGCCCUCCAACUGCAGCAGCUCCUCGGGCAUCUUCUCCUUCUCUCCCGCCAACAUGGUGUCGGCCGUCAAGCAGAAGAGCGCCUUCGCCCCCGUGGUCCGGCCCCAGACCUCGCCCCCGCCCACCUGCACCAGCACCAAUGGCAACGGCCUGCAAGAGCAGUCUUUUGUGGACUCUAGCAAGUACUCAACCUCCAGCUCACUGCAGGGCCUGGCCUUCCCCUGACUGAUCCCUGGGAUGAUCGUUCCUCCCAUGUAGAGGAUUUUGGAUCGGAGAAGAAGAGCACGUUCGACUACGUGGGUUUGAGUUCCAAGACUCUGGAUCUGGAUCAAAUCAAACCAUUGAAGAAAUGAAGUCUAACUCAGGCCUUGAUUUUUCUUUCUUUUUUUUUUUUUAAGAAGUCACAUUUGAACAAAAAAGAACAAUCACAGCAACUUUACCUGCUUUUUAAAUUUGUAACCAUUGUUGUACACUUUUUUGGAGGAAUGGGUAAUGUGAAGAUGUGAAGGCCACAAACUAGCCUGUUGUCUCCUGUGCCGACUAUAAGAAGGGUCAUUUCCUGUUUUUUUUUUGUUUGUUUGUUUUUUCCUGGAAAAGGUAUGCCUUUCCAUUUGCUUAUUUUUGUUGCGUAUUUUCUUUUCUCUGAGAAAGCAUUUGUGAUCGGCCAUUUUUAAUAGCUGUACUAUACACAAAGGAUGCCCAUUAGAGUUGUAUUUAUUUAUGAAGUCUGUCAGAGUGGUGUUAAAGGCAGAAAGAGAAGCUUACUGAGGCGUAGCCAUGGAAACGAUAGCAUGCAUUACGGAAUGCCGUAGGCAUGGAGGAGAGCCCUGUGGCGGAGUUGCCGGAGUUUCCGGGAGGGGAUUGUGACAUCACUCUCAGCUGUGCAAAGCAGGCACCCACCGCUGUUUUAAUUUGGCCCGGUCGCUGACGUCUAAGCGAAGCAUCAACGUUUUCCGCGGCGCGUGAUACGAGCCGAUCUCUGAGGUCAUCGGUAGUCUCCGUGCGCGUGCAGCUCCCCGACAGCCACAUGCCGAUGACGGACGAAUUGCCAACACAGCAACUCGUAGCCAUUCUGUUUCGUGAGAUUUGCUUUUUUUUUUUUUAGUGUUCAUUUCGCCUUCGACGCCUAUAAACCCCACAGAAACAAACAGCGGCCAUAAAACGAGCUUGUGAAGCCUUUCGUUUGAGAACAUCGGCGAUAAGUGCCACGUUAUGACGCUUUCAGCAAUGUGUCGCCCGAGCAAUCUGUAGUCCAACACUGGCUUUAUCCGGGGCUAGUCUUCUUGCCAAUAAGCCCUAAAGAACCUACUAUCACUGUCUGGUGUCUUAACAGAAGGCAAUGCCAAUGCAUUGUGUAUUUAAAUCUAGCCUAUUUUUAAAAUUGGUAUUUAUUUAUAAUGAAAAUAUAUGUUUUUUUUUUUUGUUUUUUUCCUAAAGAAUGUCACCCUGUUGACAUUUAAAAUGAGAGUGAAGGUCAUUCAUUAUGUGUGAUGCUGGAUGGCUCUGUCCUUCAACGCGUCAAAUCGCCAUUCUCCAAAGCGAGCUCGUUCUUCCAUUCCGCCGGCACGCGCUCUGUUUCACGUCCUCACACCGCCGUCUGAGCGCACUGUGUGUCUGAAGGCCUCUCCACGAAAUAGUUCCCAAACUCUGCCUGUCAGAGGAGACACAGGGGGGAGAGAAGGAAUCCAGAUUAAUUAAAGUUAUGUAUUUUUUAAACCUUUUGCUGCUAUUUAUUGCAGAAUUGCCAUUGAAAGAAAAAAAAAGAAAAGAAAAAAAAAACUAAAAAUGCAGUCUGGGGUUGUUGCCAUUUAACUUUCACUAAAUAAAUGAAAUGUUUUAUAUUUCUAGUAGGCUGUGGUGCUAUUUUUUGUUGAUUGGUCGAUAUAUAUAGUUUUUGUUUGUUUUAGUUUUGUUUGAUUUGCAUUAAACAAAAGAAUAAAUAACUGUGAUCAGGAGAGGUAGCUUCUCAGCGCGCGCUACGUAGCUUAUUUUCCUUUUGUGAAGGUUCCUGUUGGGAUGCUCCAGCGGUGGGCAGCAGGGACAGUGGAAAGUGACGGCUGUUUGUGGGGGCAGAAGGACCUGCGUCUUACCGCUGCAGACCGCUCGGCUUCGUAGUCUUACAGGAGCGUAACGGCCGCCCGCAGGGGCGUUCAGUCUAGACGCGUUCAGCCGCGGCGAUCUGGUGUAAGACGCUUACGAGCUGCCAGAACAACCUUUUUUACUUCAGUCGUUCACGAUCAUAAUGUGCGUAUGAACUGAGAAAGCAAUGCACCUGCUUUAUGUCUUAAAAUGAAGGACAGUGUACCAUAGUACUUAGAUUGAAUGGCCGCUACACUCUCCCCCCCCCCCACCCCCCACACACACACUCACUCACACAUUCACACAUGCAUCAGCAUAAAGGAACACACACACACACACACACACACAUAAUAAACCCACAAACAAACACAUGCACACAAACACUUGACUCAUCAGAUCUUUUCAGCUGUUUUGCUGUGUAUGUUUUGUUCAUAAAUAUAGUUUUCUUUUUGCCAAAAAACAAUGUUUUUGUUCAUAGUCUAAAAAUAUUUAUACAUCAAAAUGUCUUAAGGCAGCUUAUAUAGCGUAUAGUGUCACUGAGGUUUAAGUCACAGCAUACCCAAGACGUCACUAACAAUAGCUUUCUGAAAGAUCGAAGCAAAAGACUGAAUUUGCGAAAUACAAAGGGGAUUUCUGUAAAAUAUCCAUAUAAAUAAUGUAUGUAUCUCUGACAUGUGUACAUUGCUUCCCCUCAGUUUAUAUUGUUUUCUAUGUGUAAAAAAGUGAUGAAAUGCCGGUCUUAUUUUGUCAUUCAUGUUAUUCAUGUCAUUUAAGUGUAAUUUUGAUAUUUUCAUUUGUACUUAGUAUUUUUGUGUUGUUUAAAGCCAUGCUUCCAUUCUAUGUCCAUUAACACAAAAAAGCCAUCGUCUAUUUUUGUAUUAUUUGUAAGUUAAUGAAAAUGUUUAGGUUUUUUUUUUUUUUUGGAUUUGUUUAAUGUAUGAGAAAAUGAAGCAUCUUAUAUGAAUAGUUUUUCUUAGUUGCCUAGAUUUUAAAUGAAUAUGAAAUAUAUGCAUAUAUAUCUUUUGUUUUGCUUUUUUUUUGAGACUUACGGAUAUUGAUACUGUUUUUAAGCCUAUUAUAAUAUGCAUGGGAUGGGUUCCUCUGGACUGGGGGUUGCACUGUCUGCAGUGAAAACAGGGGGGGGGGGGACCCUUCUGGGUGAUGAAGGAUAAAAAAUGUUUUUUGCUUUUGUCACGUUGUUUUCAUUCGUAAUCAUUCUUCUCCUCCAUUAAUUUCACGCCACGCCCGGCUCGUACGUCCCGUCCUUCUUGUGUCAG